Molecule: messenger RNA, 5405 nt
Organism: Cloeon dipterum
Lineage: Eukaryota; Metazoa; Arthropoda; Insecta; Ephemeroptera; Baetidae
Gene: Ac13E
Product: Adenylyl cyclase 13E
Exons: 9
Coding region: 285-3944 (1219 amino acids)
Biological process (GO): intracellular signal transduction; adenylate cyclase-activating G protein-coupled receptor signaling pathway; cyclic nucleotide biosynthetic process
Cellular component (GO): plasma membrane
Molecular function (GO): adenylate cyclase activity
Source: RefSeq, a predicted model, not a curated record
GCUGUUGCUCCCCACCCGUGUAUGCGAACAUCCCAUGAAGAAACAAAUUUUCAAUUUUUAUACACAUCGCCUCGUAGAUAGUUGGGAAAUAAUCUGUUUUUGCCAAAUUCGCCUUGCACCGAGUGUCGCUGUGUCGCACUGACCCUUUUCGACACUGCUCGUCCGCCGAUCGAUCGCAUCGAACCCGUAUUAAUCGUCCGUCCGCACGAGCCGCGAUCGAGAGCACCGACCGAGCAUCGCGGCCGCUGCCGUCGUCGGACGGUAAUUAACGAUGUGACCGUCCGAUGCGAAACAAGAACGAGAUGAAGAGGGCCAGAGUGGAGGUGCCGGGGGCCCCCGCCGAGGACGAGGAUGGCGUGCAGAUCAGCCUGGCGCCCUACCUGCAGACGUACCUGGCGAACGGAGGCCGCGGCUCGGACGGCUCCCAGCGCCGCCUCUCCAGCUGCCUGCCGACCCUGUUCGAGAGGGCCUCGGACACGUGGUGGGACCCUCGUUUCGACUCGGAGGUGCUCGAGGGCCAGUUCUGGCGCAGCUCCUUCCCGCAGAUCCGCGAGCGCUUCCAGUUGUGCCUGGCCUACCUCUUCCUCGGCUCCCUCCUGUGGAUGGGCUACUUCGGGGUGGUUCGCACGCCCCACUGGCUCGUCAUCCUACCCGUGCUGGGCCUCGUGCUGCUCAUGCUGGCAGCCGCGUUCGCCCUGUCGCGCAACCAGCACUUUCAAGGCCACUACCAGCUCGUCUCGGCCGUCGUCAUCCUCUCCUCGUGCCUCUUCUCGCUGCUCUUCAUCGUACCCGAGGCUCGAGAGCUGGCCGUCGACCUCACCCCCGUCGGCCUCUUCUCCCUCUGCGUCGAACUGCUGCUCAUCCUCUACACGAUGGUGCCGCUGCGGCUGCACGCCUGCGUCCUCAUCGGCGUUGGAUACUCACUGGCCUUCGAGGCCCUCACUGUCUACUUCAUCCGGCCCGACGCCGCUACCGUCGUCUCGCACGUCAUCCUCCACGUCUGCAUCCACAUCAUCGGCAUCCACAUCCUCGUGAUGACCACGGUCCGCAUGCGAGGCACCUUCGUCAAGGUGGGACAGUCGCUGCUCGUGCGCCAGCAGCUCGAAAACGAGAAGCAGCUCAAGGAGAAAAUGAUCCUCUCCCUCAUGCCUUCAAAGGUGGCCGAGUGGCUGCUCAAGGAGGGGCACAGCGAGGAGGACGAGACCCUGGAGGACGAGGGCGGCUCGAUCCUGCGCAAGGUAUCGACGCCGCGGACCUCCAACCCCGGCGACAUCCGCUCCCUCUUCAGGCCGUUCAACAUGCACUGCAUGGACAACGUGUCCAUCCUGUUCGCGGACAUCGUUGGCUUCACGCGGAUGAGCUCAAACAAGACGGCCGAGCAGCUGGUCAGCCUUCUGAACGACCUCUUCGAGCGGUUUGACGACCUGUGCGCGCGGCACGGCUGCGAGAAGAUCUCGACGCUGGGCGACUGCUACUACUGCGUGUCCGGCUGUCCGCUGCCCCGACCCGACCAUGCUGCCUGCUGCGUCGAGAUGGGCCUUUCGAUGAUCGUGGCCAUCCAGGCCUUCGACCGAGACCGCAACGAGGAGGUCAACAUGCGCGUUGGCGUGCACACGGGCACCGUCCUCUGCGGCAUCGUCGGUACCCGUCGCUUCAAGUUCGACGUCUGGUCCAAUGACGUCACCCUGGCGAACCGCAUGGAGUCCACCGGACAGCCGGGAAAGGUGCACAUUUCCGAGGCCACUAGCAAGUACCUCAACGAUAUGUACGUCUUGAAGGAAGGGGACCAGGUCCAAGAUAUGAAGACUUAUUUCAUAGUAAACAGAAAAGCCGACCUCUCGCCGAGGAGACACCAAGGAAUCUCGCCAGCACCACCAACAAGGUCGACCCUGAAAGCGACCUCCCUUCCGAGCAUACUCGACUCGGAACAAGAGAUGGACGAGGAGCCUCUUGAGGAAAUCAAAGCGCUCACUCCCCAAUCUCUUCCAGAAGAAAAUCAAGAAGAGACAACCUUUUGGAAAUGGCCUGCAAAAUCGAAAUCUCAAGAUAAGCUGACAAAUGCUAAAAAUCCUGUGACUAUAUCUCCCACAAAAAGUAAACAAAGUGGGAGUGAAUUUGUGUCAACAAGUCCUGUCAGACAGCUCAAAGUACCAACCACAGAGGACCAGCUCAGCACAAGUCCCUCGAUAAACAGUAGGAAAGACUCGGGCAUCCGAAGUAACAGCAGGAGAAGCAGCAUCCAGCAGCAGAUUUACAUGAUGAAUGGUUUGGCUCAGAAUGAUGUGAUGGGGCACCGAGUCAGCGGCUACUACACUUCCAGCCAGGAUUCUAUUGCAGAUCCUGAUGGAGCAAUGAAUCUUGCAGAAAAAAUCAAAAUCGAAGACACCGAGUUCCAGUGGAACAAAAUCCGCAAGUUGUCGGACCUGCAGAUGAUCCGGUGCGUGCAGGAGCACUCGAUCGACCCCAACGACGCGUGUUACUUCUCGAAGAAGCCGCUGAACCGACUGACCCUGUUUUUCAAAGACGCGCCCAUGGAGCGGGACUACCGCAUGCUGGCGCACUGCGCGGACACGUCCAAGAUCACGGCGCCAAACACGCUGGCCUCGGCCAGGCUCAACACAUAUCUCGACCUGAUGGUGGCGCUUCUCGUCUUUUCGCUCAUGGCAAUCGGCCUGAGCGCCCUCUUCGGCUUCCAGCACACCGCAUUCGUCAUCACGCUCGCCCUGGCCGCCGCCAUCUGCUUCUCGGUGCUCACCUGGGGCGCCUUCCGGCUCAUCUGUCCCAAGCGACCGGCGCUCUGUUGGUAUCCAUGGCAUGUUUUCGGCGCCGUGGUGCUCAGCCUGCCGGCGCUGGCUGUGCUCACCAACUUCCAUUGCAACUCGCUCUUCUCGGCCCAGGUGGUGCAGCCGUACUGCCUGCUCAUGCUGGUCGCCUUGGUCCACUUCUGCAACUUCACGCAGCUCAACUGCUGGAUGAAGAGCGCGAUUGCCGCCGUCAUGGCCGCCACUUUUCUCGCCCUGGUGGCGCACAGUCCUGGCUGCGACCUGAACGCUGCCGCCUUCAACUCGACGGCUGGUGCCAACUUCACUGACGUGGAGGAUGGGCAGAGGGUCCUCGGCUCGGCCGAGCAGCUCUUCAGGCAGGAGGUGUACGUAGACGUCUUCCUGCUGCUGCUGCUGAUCGUUCUGCUCAACCGCGAGUUCGAGAUAAGCUUCCGGCUGAGCUUCCACGGCAACGCGUUGGCCGCCACCGACCGCGCCAGAGUGCAGGCGACCAAAAACCAGGUGGACUGGCUGCUGCACAACAUCAUUCCGCGGCACGUGGCCGAACAGAUCAAGAGCAAAGCCAUGUAUUCAGAAAACCACCGGCAGGUGGGCAUCCUGUUCGCGUCGAUCGUGAACUUCAACGAGAUGUACGACGAGUCGUACCUGGGCGGGCGCGAGUAUUUGCGCGUUCUCAACGAGCUGAUCAGCGACUUCGACGAGCUGCUGCACAAGAGCGAGUUCAAGAACGUGGAGAAGAUCAAGACGAUCGGCAGCACGUACAUGGCGGCCUCCGGGCUGAACCCGAAACUGCGGGCGGCCAACGGCCACCAGCACCACCACCUGUUCGAGCUGGUCGAGUUCGCUCGGGCCAUGCAACGCGUCGUGGCCGACUUCAACAAGGACCUGCUCGAGUUCAAGUUGGUGCUGCGCAUCGGCUACAAUCACGGCGACGUCACGGCCGGCGUCAUCGGCACCACCAAGCUCUAUUACGACAUCUGGGGCGACGCCGUCAACAUCGCCAGCCGCAUGGAUUCGACCGGCGUGCGCGAACGGAUCCAGGUCGGCGAGUCGUGCCUGCCCGAGCUCGCCGAGCGCUAUCAAUUUGAACCCAGAGGAUCCAUCUACGUCAAGGGCAAGGACAACAUGCGCGUCUUCCUGCUCAAGGACGAGGACAGCUGACUGCCGAAACAUUCCCCCAAAUAAUAUUCGUUUCGAAACGCGGUUGAUCUUUUUUACAUUACUCGGCAAUGUCUCGCGGUGUGUCUAGUAUUAAUCGAGGAUGCUGAGCUUUGGUCCAAUGGGAUUGUCCGGAAUUUUAGAUCCGGAAUUUGUCCAAUGUUAAUGACACAAUUUUAUUAUUAUACCAGAAAAUCAUUCUAGACAUUCUGCUGGUUUUUGUGAUGAUAUUCACUCUGUAAACUCUACUUGGCGUUGUUUUAUUUCAUUAUUUUCCAGAAAAGUCCUUGAAUAUUAUAUUUUGGCUCUAAAAUGCAAAUAUAGCCCAGAUUUCUUUUCGAGGGAAAAUUCUAAAAAUAUAUCUUAUGGGUUAACCAAAAGCCCUUCCGUGAAAAUUCAAGUUUUUCUCUGAAUGUAAAAAAUGACUCACCAAUCGAUCUGUCGUACCAAUCUUUGCUGUGGACCAAAUUUCAUUAAAAUUUAUCUACAAUUGAAUUUUUAAAUAAAUUUUUAAAUUUGAAUCAUUUUUUUCAGAGCCACGUAAAUCACAAAAAAAUUUGAAUCUUGAGCCUUCAAAGAAAUAGCGAAUUCCGCAAUUUUGGACAAACUCCAUUUGGACUGGACAAGGUGACCCACAUUCGUAGCAAAUCGCUCUGGGAAUAAGGUUCCUCAAAAUGUGUGACAAUAUGAACCCAAAAAAUAAAGAUGUAUUAGUUUGAUUUCAAAGUGCCAUUGUCGUUUGUCAAGAAAUUGUGAUCUAUUCGGGGCCUUUUUUACUCAUGGCCUGUCUUAUGUGCAUCGUAUUGCCGGCUGCAGUGUGUGCCACUCUGAUUAAUUUUCACGCUCUCUGCAGCCAAUUUGAGACGUGCUUGAGAUUUUCCAAAUUUUUCGUUUCACGUCGGAAAAAGAUCUAAUGCGCACGCACGCGUUUUCAACAUUCCUCUUUAUUCUUUGUUGAUAUUUAGUUUGCUUAAUUAAAGACGAUACAUUUGCCCUCUCCCAUACAAUCUCUUGCCAUGUAAUUAUGCGACUCUGAAUUCUAAUUGGAAUUUUGUGAUUAUAAAAUUAAGAUCACCAAGCAAAAACGUAAUUAUUAUUACUAUUAUGAUAAUACUAUACAUAAUCUUUUUAAUGAUAUUCCAGAAUUUACCUGAUAUUGACAAAAACGUACUUGUGAUUGGAAUUAAUGGAUAAAUGUUUGUUGCCUUAUUAUUACAUAUAUAUUAUGUAUAUGUCAUUGUUGUCGAAAAUAUGGUUAUAAUUAUACAAAUGGCAACUGCAUCUGUUUAUGGCGGUGCCCUUUAAUUUGCAGCUGUCAUUUUUUAUUCACCUGUUUUAUUACUGAGCGAAGUUAUUGAAAACACUUUACGUGUGUGCUGUACUGAGCUGAUUACAAAAUUAUUAAAUUGCUGACUUUUUAACAUUACACGAGGAAAUAUAUAUUUAACUUUUUGUGAGGAAGAA